ACUGUCGCCUCUACGCCUUUUUUUUCUUCCUUCGUCCUCGUCGCUCCUCACGCCGCCGCCUCGCGCACCCUCCACGCUCUCUCUCAAGUCUGAAUCUUUCGUUCUCCCUCUUGGGUUAACCGGUUCUUUCCUCUGGUAAUCUUCGCCGCGAUUCGAUGGCCAUGGAGAAGGUGGACGCCAAGGAGAGGGAGAAGAUCGAGGCCGUCCGCAAGGCCCUCCGCAAGCAGGCGCCCCUCACCGCCAAGCAGGCGCUGUACUGCAACGACGCGUGCGUGGAGCGGUUCCUCCGCGCGAGAGGGGAGAGCGUGAAGAAGGCGGCGAAGCACCUGAGGACCGUCCUGUCAUGGAGGGAGACCAUCGGAGCCGAUCACAUCAUCGCCGACGAGUUCUCCGCCGAGCUGGCUGACGGUGUCGCAUACGUCGCCGGCCACGACGACGAGGCCCGACCUGUCGUGGUCUUUCGGAUCAAGCAGGACUACCCAAAGUUCCAUUCCCAGAAAUCGUUCGUGCGCUUGCUGGUGUUCACGUUGGAGGUGGCUGUGUCAUGCAUGUCCCGCUUCGUCGACCAGUUCGUCCUCCUCUUCGAUGCAAGCUUUUUCCGGUCGGCGUCGGCUUUCCUCAACCUGCUUAUGGGCACGCUCAAGAUCGUCGCCGACUACUACCCCGGCCGCCUCCACCGCGCUUUCGUCAUCGACCCGCCGUCUCUGUUCUCCGUCCUCUGGAAGGGAGUGAGGCCGUUUGUGGAGCUAGCGCCGGCGACGGCGGUGGUGUGCUCGCUGGACUUCGAGGACUCGCUGGAGGACGCGUCGUUCACGGCGUACCCGCGGACGGCGUCGCUGCGUUUCGAGCCGGCGGCGGCCGUGCUGGCGACCGGGAAGGGCGGCGGCGUGGGCUCCGCCUCGUCGCGCUUCUCCGUCACCGUGUCGCACGACAACACCCUCAAGCCGUGGUACCUCUCCACCACGCCGUCGUCGGUGGGGCCUCGCUCCGUGGUGCCGACCUCCAGCCCGUCCCUCAUCGGCGCGUCACCGCUCUCGGCGCGGUCCUUCUCCUUCGCCUCCCCCGCCGCGCGCUCCACGACAACGACGACGACGACGCCGCCCGUCUACCGCGGCGCCCCGCUGACGCCGUUCUCGACCAAGGGGUUGCAGAAGACGCCGGCGCCGCCGCAGCAGUUCCCGCGGACGCCACGCCCGUCGUUCCUGCAGUCGCCGUCGAUGCUGUUCGCGUUCCGGAAGGACGGCCAGGCCAGCCGCGGCGAGCGGGAGCGCGAGUCCUUCCUGCCGUUCCUCCGCUUCUACCGCCGCCCCUACGACGAGAUAUCCUACCGUGCCAAGAUGCGGCCGCCGCUGGGCGGGCUCAUCGCCAUCGUCGACGAGAAGUCAAAGCAGCACAAGACGGUGCAGCCGCCACUGCGACGGCACGCCGGGAUCCACCAGCAGCAGCUGUACCAGCUCCACCACCACCAGAGGAUCUGAUCUCACCUCAUCUCCCGCCGCUGAAGCAUGAAAUCCGAUCGAUGAAGCGCUCUUCUCCAUACAUCUUACAGCAUAAUCCAAUGCUAUAUUAUGCUAAGUUAAUCUUUUGCCGACAUUUUCCCCCCAGUAUUUACCUCCUAGGAUAUUCUUCAACCCGUGUAAAAUAACAGCCCUAAAAUGUGAGUAAAAUCGACCCCUUUUGCA
Oryza brachyantha (malo sina) is the source of this 1682-nucleotide messenger RNA. RefSeq names its product SEC14 cytosolic factor-like. Lineage: Eukaryota; Viridiplantae; Streptophyta; Magnoliopsida; Poales; Poaceae. The record is from RefSeq and is a predicted model, not a curated record. The transcript is spliced from 7 exons. The coding region runs from base 156 to 1478 and encodes 440 amino acids.